GAGGAAACAAGAAACCCCACGGUCUUGCUAAAUCUCCAGCAGCAACGGAUUUGGUACUCCAGGGAGAAGAGGAAGCAAAGCCCCAGAGACACAGCAAAGAAGGAGCGUGAGGAGCAGGAGGGCUGCCCUGACACACAGCCCAGGCCAGCCUGUACAUGCAGCUCCUGCUGCUGCUCAUCUGGGCACUGCUGCCAGGCUGCUGGGCGGUGACGGGACCUGGCACCGUGCGGGGACUCCUGGGGGGGUCCCUCUCGGUGACCUGCACGUACGAGGCCAGCCAGCAGACAAAGCCAAAAUUCUGGUGCAAACCGGCAACAUUUCGUACCUGUGCUGAGGACAUCGUCAUCACCUCGGAGCUGGAGACAGUGGUGCGGAGGGACCGAUUCUCCAUCCGGGACAAUCGCACACGCCGGGUGUUCACAGUGACCGUGGAAGGCCUGACCUUGGAGGAUGCGGGCACCUACCGCUGCGGGGUGCGAACGAGCAUAAUCCAGCGUGAUGAGAGUCACGAGGUGAAGGUGAUCGUGUCCCCAGAUCCUUCUACUUCCUCCUCCCCAGCGUCAUCCUACUCCAUGACCACCAAGCACCCCAAUCUCACUAGCUCUGUAUCAGUCUCCACACAGACAACUCCCCAGGGAAAAGCUGUGCAACCGGGAUCAAAUGGCUCCCACCACGAAGACACCGGCUCUCCACAAUUCGAUGUGGUUGUGCACAUCCUCACGCCAGGCAUCGUAGUGGUUCUUCUUAUGCUUGCAGUUGCUGCUGGCAUUUUGGUAAUGCUGUCCAGGAAGAGGAAGAAGGCCCUCUCCGGAGCAGCUGUAGAGAUGGACGGGACACGCAGCACGUCACAUACAGGAGCGGCCACCUUGAACUACGCGGACAUUAACCACCGCACGGGCACAGCCGAGAGCCAGUUGUACAGCAAUGCCGAGGCUUUCCGCUGCUUGGCGGACACUAGGACCGAAUACACGGAGGUGAAGCACAGCAAUAAGGAGCGGCAGAAGAAAGCCAGGUUGCCCGAGAGCAGUGACGGCUCCAAGGACUCGGACAGCUCUGCUGGGCGCCGGGGCAGCACUAGCCGGAAGCACGGGCGAUGGCGGGGACGGCUGGACAGCCCUGGGGCGCUGGUGUCCAAGGUGGUGAGAGCCGUCACAGUGAGACACAAACCAGGAUGGAGGCUGCCGGCGGCACCGGACUCUUCCAGCCGGAGGAACCUGACGGAGCUGCGUGGGGAGGCCCAGCUGGCUGUCUUCCAGCAGGGUGACACGGGCAGUGUGGAGGGGGCUCCCCAGCCCACCGAGAACAGCUUCACCCCCAAGUGUGAAAUCACAGGCAAAGAUGCCCUCUCAGCUCUGGCUCGGGCCAGCAGCAAGCAGUGCCAACAGGAGAUCGCCAACGUGGUGUGUCUGCACCGGGCUGGCAGCCUCAUGCCCCAGUCUGUGCCUCGCCACUGUCAGCUCUCGGGCAAGGUCAGCCCUGUCAUCCAGUGGGAUGAGAGUCGGCUGCAGCAGGCGCCCCCCAGCAAGCCCGUGCGCAUUGCCUACAUGCUGGUUGUGCACGGCCGGGCCAUUCGCCAGCUAAAGCGGCUCAUCAAGGCGGUGUACCACCAGCAGCACUUCUUCUACAUCCACGUUGACAAGCGCUCCAACUACCUCCAUCAUGAGGCGGUGGAGCUGGCCCGGCACUACCCCAACAUCCGCGUGACGCCCUGGCGCAUGGUGACCAUCUGGGGAGGUGCCAGCCUGCUGAAGAUGUACCUGCGUAGCAUGAAGGACUUGCUAGAACUGGCCGAGUGGCCCUGGGACUUCUUCAUCAACCUGAGUGCCACUGACUACCCCACGAGGACCAAUGAGGAGCUGGUGAUGUUCCUGUCCAAAUACCGAGAUAAGAACUUCCUGAAGUCUCAUGGCCGAGACAAUGCCAGAUUUAUCAAGAAGCAAGGCCUGGACCGCCUGUUCCAUGAGUGUGACUCCCACAUGUGGCGGCUGGGCGAGCGCCACAUCCCCGAGGGCAUCGUGGUGGAUGGGGGCUCCGACUGGUUCUCGCUGACGCGCAGCUUCGUGGAGUACGUGGUCUACACUGACGACCAGCUGGUGUCCCAGCUGCGCCAGUUCUACACCUACACACUCCUGCCAGCCGAGUCCUUCUUCCACACAGUCCUGGAGAACAGUCACGCCUGCGAGACACUGGUCGAUAACAACCUCCGAGUGACCAACUGGAACCGGAAGCUUGGCUGUAAGUGCCAAUAUAAACACAUAGUCGACUGGUGCGGGUGCUCCCCAAAUGACUUCAAACCCCAGGACUUCCUCCGGCUACAGCAACUCUCCAGACCCACCUUCUUCGCCCGCAAGUUUGAGUCAACGGUGAAUCAGGAGGUGCUGGAGAUCCUGGACACACACCUCUACGGCAGCUACCCCCCCAACACGCCGGCCCUGAAGGCAUACUGGGAGAAUGUCUAUGACCGCGUCGAUGGGCUCAGCGGCCUCAGCGAUGUCACCCUCACCUUCUACAUGGCCUUUUCCAGGCUGGGGCUCCGCAAAGCCACGUCUGCGCCAGCAGCAAAGACUGACAAGCUCUGCAGAUUUGAGCCCCAGGGCUUCCCUUCCAGUGUGCACUUAUAUUUCUAUGACGACCGUUUCCAGGGUUACCUGGUGAUGCAGGAAGUGCAGAAUUUGGCAACUGGGCAGGCAGAGUCCCUGGAGGUGUGGAUGAUGCCCCAAGGAGCUCUGAAGCUGGCGGGUCACGGAGUGCAAGCAAACCGCUUACAAAACCUUGAGGUGGGCACAGAGUGGGACCCCAAGGAAAGGCUCUUCCGGAAUUUUGGAGGCUUGAUGGGGCCUUUUGAUGAGCCAGUGGCCAUGCAGAAGUGGUCGCGAGGCCCUAACCUGACGGCCACGGUGGUGUGGAUCGACCCCACCUAUGUCAUCGCCGCCUCCUACGACAUCACGGUGGAUGCCGAGGCAGAGUUCACCCAGUACAAGCCCCCCCUCAAUCGGCCCCUACGCCCCGGUGUCUGGACCAUCCGCCUCCUUCAGUUCUGGGAGCCCCUGGGGGAGAACCAGUUCCUGGUGGUGCCCCAGACCUUCAACCGCAAGCAGCCUCUCAGGAAAGAUGACAGUAACUGGCUGCACGGCGGGCCCCCCCGCAACGAGUACAUGGAGCAGAGCUUCCAGGGCCUGGGGGGGAUCCUCAACCUGCCGCGCUCCGAGGAGGCGGAGGAGGACGCGGUGCGGAAGGCGCAGCUGACGGGCAAGGCGCUGGAGGACUGGGCGGACGGUGCCAUCAGCACUUUCUGGUCUGUGGCAGAUGUCUGCGUCAGCAGCCCCUCUGCCUGCGCUUCACUGGAGACCUGCAGCAAAACCUCCUGGAGCUCCCUCUCCCCGGACCCCAAAUCUGAACUGGGGCCCGUCAAACCUGACGGGCGGCUGAGGUAGCAGGAGCAGCCAGGGGGGUGGCCUUGGGAGCGAGGAGCAUUCUCCAUCACUGGCGUGGGGGGGUCUCCGGACUGCAUCACCCUGUGUGAUUCGCACCAUAGUCGCUCAAGGAAGAGAGCAUGGGAACCUCUGGGCCGGGGAAAACCUUCUCCUGUGGGUGUUUUGGGCGGAGGGGGAGGUGUGAGGUCGGUGUUGCCCACCUCCCCCAGGAACAGGCGCUUGUUGGCCAGGGACAGUGUGCCGGGGUGCCCAUCACCGCGGGGGCAUGGAUGACGCUGGCAGCUGGGAAGAGCUGCGUGUUUGUUACUUCAGGCCUCGGGAAGGAGUGAUGGGGGAGGGAGGGGAGGCUGGCGGAUGGGCAGGCUCUGGCCCAGCUCAGCAGCCUGCCCUCCCUGCCACCCCCAGGCCAGAUCCCCGCAGGAUCGGGCCCUGUGCUGCUGGCUGCGCCCCCCCCCCCCCCGGGAGGGCUGGCAUGGGACUCUAGGGACAGGCGGAAGCAGAAUGGGUCGGAGCCUGCCGUGUGCACGGAGCUGCUGCUGGCCCAGGGCUUGCAUCUCAUCCCCUCCACCCCAGCCCUUUAGUUUGUAUUUUUAUAAAUAUAUAUAUAGAAAUAUAUAUGAUGCAAAGUGCAAUAGAGACGAGACCCCGCAUUGGCCGGGAAGUCCUUGUGUCUCCAUAUCCCCUCGGACUGUAACAUACCUUGUUCUCUUGGGUGUCCUGGUGCUACAGGACAGGGUGCUGGGUUGUUUACGUAAUUUUUUUUUAAUUAUUAGUAUUUUUUUAUUAUUAGUAUUAUUAUUUUGCUGUUUCCCCAUUUCCUGCUGGGGAGCUGCACCCUGCUGCCCCUUGGGCAGGGCUGCCCCAGGGUUGUGGGGUGCUGCCUGCCCUCCGAGGCAGCUGCCCAACCGUGCCAAACAUUUGGAGCUGCUGGUCUGUGUUUUGUGCGACGGUAAGCCAGGGAGCGCUCAGUUCAUGGUUCAAGUCCAACAAAACUCUGUAGAACCUCCCGCCUCCGUCUCAACUUCGGCAAAGGGAUGCCCCAGUCCCCUGCCAAAAUGCCAUCCCCGGGGCUGAUGUCCUGCUGCAGAGGUGACAGCAGCUGGCCGUGCCCGGGGGGCUGCCCUGUGCCACGGCCCUUUGGCCCAGCCUUUCGUUUUUCUCCCGGGUCGGCAGAAGCUCUCGGGAUUUGCUGUGCUUCCCUGGCCAAAAAACAAAGAGGUUUAAGGAUGCCGGUGCCGCAAGAGGCACGUUGUAAAAGGGAGAGGAUGGAGACCUUGGUGCGUGAGGGCAGGUACCUGCCAGCACCCCAGCCCCCCCCUCCUGCGCCCGCUCCCUCGCGGGGUGCUCUGGGGCUGGGGGGGGGGAACGUGGGGUGAGAGGGGCCGUGCAGGGCCUGGCCCCGCUGCAGGGGAGGAUGCCAAAACUCUGUGUCAGAAGUAUUAUGUAAAGUUGUCUUAAAUAUGCAACAUCACCACAAAUAUAUC
This is a messenger RNA of Grus americana (Whooping crane), 4918 nucleotides long. RefSeq names its product xylosyltransferase 2 (gene XYLT2). Gene Ontology annotation, molecular function: protein xylosyltransferase activity. Gene Ontology annotation, biological process: heparan sulfate proteoglycan biosynthetic process; chondroitin sulfate proteoglycan biosynthetic process. The transcript is spliced from 16 exons. Lineage: Eukaryota; Metazoa; Chordata; Aves; Gruiformes; Gruidae. Gene Ontology annotation, cellular component: membrane. The record is from RefSeq and is a predicted model, not a curated record. Bases 156 to 3434 code for a protein of 1092 amino acids.